Molecule: messenger RNA, 5925 nt
Organism: Cryptotermes secundus
Lineage: Eukaryota; Metazoa; Arthropoda; Insecta; Blattodea; Kalotermitidae
Gene: Taf1
Product: transcription initiation factor TFIID subunit 1
Exons: 29
Coding region: 79-5805 (1908 amino acids)
Biological process (GO): RNA polymerase II preinitiation complex assembly; transcription by RNA polymerase II; DNA-templated transcription initiation
Cellular component (GO): transcription factor TFIID complex
Molecular function (GO): RNA polymerase II general transcription initiation factor activity; TBP-class protein binding; RNA polymerase II general transcription initiation factor binding
Source: RefSeq, a predicted model, not a curated record
ACAUCAUUGCAGGUCAAGACGUUGCAACACCGCGAGGUACGCGACAGUGCUGCUCAAUUGUAACAUUACGGGGACUAUAUGUGCAGUAUGGGGGACAGUGACGAUGACAGAGAGGGUUCAUCGGACCCUGGUAUUGACCUCACAGGUUUCUUAUUUGGUAAUAUAGAUGAGUCUGGACACUUGGAAAAUGACGUGUUAGAUAAUGAAUCAAAGAGACAUCUUGCAUCGCUCAGCAGACUUGGCUUGAGUUCCAUCCUAAAAGAGGUGAUAGAUGUGGAAGAAGCGGAAGUCAAGAGCGAGAGUGACUCGGAAGAGGACAAAGAGCAGGAGUCACGCCCACAGCAAGAAACAUCUGAAUCCAGCAGAGAUGAAAACUAUGACAUCAAGUCACCAUCAGCCGUGGACUACUCAGACAUAAAUGAACUGGCGGAUGAUGUAUCCGAGAUGAAAGCUAUUCUGCAGUGUGAUACUGCAUUGAAGGUGGAAGAUGGAACAGAAUAUGAUGCUGAUGAUGAGGACACAGGCUUGAAGUCUGACACCCAGCUCAUGCCACCUCCACCUCUGCCAGGUGCAGGAAAAGAUGAGAACGCAAGUGAACAUGAAGCUACAAGUGGAGACGGCAGACGGCGGAAACUGGACACCCCAUUAGCAGCAAUGCUGCCUUCCAAAUAUGAGAAUGUUGACAUCACUGAAAUUUUUCCAGACUUCCGUGUGGACAAGGUCCUUUGUUUCUCGCGACUAUUUGGUCCAGGCAAACCAAGCAGUCUACCACAGGUCUGGCGCAGUGUACGGAAGCGACGGCGACGGCGUAAACAGCAUCACCAUGAUCACUCUGACUCUGGAUCUGAUCAAGACAAUCAACGAGACAAGAAGAGAGGAUGGACAUUCAACUUUGCACCACCACCAACACCAGACAUGUGCCAGUCUGAUGAUGAGGACAAACUUCUGCGUCCAGUGGAAGACAAAUCACAGAGUGGCAACCAGGAACAGGGGGAUAGUAAUGAUAUGGAGCCCAAGGUGGCGGACUGGAGAUUCGGGCCUGCACAGGUCUGGUAUGACAUGCUGGAAGUGCCAGAAACAGGCGAAGGGUUCAAUUACGGCUUCAAACUUAGAGAUAAGCAGCCUGAUGACGAAGAGAAGAAGGAUGUAGCUGAGGACUUCCCGGAUGACUCAUACUUGAUGGUUUCGCAGCUGCACUGGGAGGAUGAAGUGGUGUGGAAUGGGGACGAUAUUAAGCAUAAAGUGAUGCAGAAACUGAACUGCAAGACAAAUGCUGCUGGAUGGGUACCCAGCAGUGGCAACCGGACUGCCCAGGCAUUCAGCCAGCCAGGCAAAGGCGUUCCACACAUAGUGGGAGGAACAGUGAGGUUGGCUUCCAGUCAGCUGGCAGGACUGUCAGCUUCUGCAAACAAGCAGAAUAAGUCGUCUCAGAUGCUGAUGAACAACAAGCACCCUCAGAGGACUGAGGACAAUACUGAUGACACCUGGUACUCCAUCUUUCCUGUCGAAAAUGAAGAACUGGUUUAUGGUGUAUGGGAGGAUGAGGUUAUCUGGGACUCCGAGAAUAUGACCCACAUUCCCAAACCAAAGAUUCUUACACUGGAUCCGAAUGAUGACAACAUUGUGUUGGGUAUUCCUGAUGACAUCGACCCAGCAAAACAGCGAAUUGAUUCUGUGGUUCCUGCAAAAGUUAAAAUCCCUCAUCCACAUGUGAAGAAAUCCAAAAUUCUCCUGGGCAAAGCAGGAGUAAUCAAUGUGAUGGAGGAAGACACGCCCCCACCACCACCAAAAUCGCCAGAUAGGGAUCCCUUCAACGUGUCCAAUGACAGAUAUUACAUGCCACGAUCGUCUGAGUCUUCAUUGCGACUUAAGGUGGGUGGCGGCAACCUGAUUCAGCACUCAACCCCUGUGGUAGAGCUCCGUGCGCCUUUCGUGCAGACCCACAUGGGUCCAAUGAGACUCCGUAACUUCCAUCGUCCACCCAUGAAGAGGUUCUCCCACGGGAUUCUUGCACAUCCUGGACCUCAUCCAGUUCUUCCGCUUCUCAAACAUAUCAAGAAAAAGGCAAAGCAACGAGAGCAAGAACGAGCUGCCUCAGGGGGUGGGGAUGUCUUCUUCAUGAGGACUGCUGAAGAUCUUACAGGACGGGAUGGAGAUUUGGUUCUAAUUGAGUUCUGUGAAGAACAUCCACCGCUUAUAAAUCAGGUUGGAAUGUGCUCCAAAAUAAAGAACUAUUAUAAGAGACGGGCUGGCAAGGAUCAGGGACCACAAGAGUACCGAUAUGGAGAAGUGGCAUAUGCGCACACUUCUCCCUUUCUGGGUCACUUGCCGCCUGGGCAGUCAUUGCAAGCAGUAGAGAACAACAUGUAUCGAGCCCCCAUAUAUGAGCAUAACGUUCCGGAUACUGACUUCCUGGUCAUCAGGACAAGGCAGCAGUAUUACGUUCGAGAGAUAGAUGCCCUGUUCGUUGCUGGCCAAGAGUGCCCCCUGUAUGAAGUGCCGGGCCCUAACUCAAAACGAGCUAACAACUUUGUUCGAGAUUUCUUGCAGGUUUUCAUAUAUCGUCUGUUCUGGAAAAGCCGAGACCUACCACGCAGGAUAAAGAUGGAUGAUAUUAAGAAAGCAUUUCCUUCACAUUCUGAGAGCAGUAUUAGGAAGAGGCUGAAACUGUGUGCUGAUUUCAAGAGAACAGGCAUGGAUUCCAAUUGGUGGGUUAUCAAGCCUGACUUCCGGCUGCCGACAGAGGAAGAGAUCCGUGCCAUGGUUUCCCCAGAGCAGUGCUGUGCAUACUUCAGUAUGAUUGCUGCUGAACAGAGGCUUAAAGAUGCUGGCUAUGGAGAGAAGUUUCUGUUUACCCCUCAAGAAGAUGAUGAUGAGGAAAUGCAACUGAAGAUGGAUGAUGAAGUGAAGGUUGCUCCUUGGAACACAACCCGGGCCUACAUUCAGGCAAUAAAGGGGAAGUGCCUCUUGCAGCUCACAGGACCUGCGGACCCCACGGGCUGUGGAGAAGGCUUCUCUUAUGUCAGGGUCCCCAACAAACCAACGCAAAGCAAAGAAGAGCAGGAGGCCCAACCAAAGAGAACUGUAACAGGAACAGAUGCUGACUUGAGGAGGCUGUCACUCAACAAUGCUAAGGCUUUACUGAGGAAGUUUGGAGUACCAGAAGAAGAGAUCAAGAAGCUGUCUCGUUGGGAAGUCAUUGAUGUUGUUCGAACGUUAUCAACUGAGAAGGCCAAGGCUGGAGAAGAGGGGAUGACCAAAUUCUCACGGGGGAACAGGUUCUCAAUCGCAGAACAUCAAGAAAGGUACAAAGAGGAAUGCCAACGGAUAUUUGACCUGCAAAACAGAGUGUUGUCGUCCAAUGAGGUGCUGUCCACAGAUGAAGGAGAAAGUUCUGAUGAAGACAGUUCUGACAUAGAAGAAAUGGGCAAGAAUAUUGAAAAUAUGCUGUCAAAUAAGAAGACUAGUACACAGCUGUCACUGGAGAAGGAGGAACAAGAAAGGCAGGAGCUGAGGAAGAUGAUCAUGGGUGAAGGUGGAGAUCAGGAUCAGAGGAAGGGGAAGGACAAGAAGAAGGAGGAUGAUGAUAACCAGUCCCUGAUGGGCUACAGCUCACAGCCUGGCCGAGUGUUGAAAAUCUACCGUACAUUUCGUAACGCUGAAGGUAAAGAAUUUACUCGAGUUGAACUUGUUCGGAAGCCUGCGGUUAUUGACACUUACAUGAAGAUUCGAACCACCAAGGACGAAGCCUUCAUCCGGCAAUUUGCCACAUUGGACGAGCAUCAGAAAGAAGAGAUGAAGCGUGAGAAGCGUCGCAUCCAAGAACAGCUGCGGCGAAUCAAGCGUAACCAAGAACGUGAACGUUUGAUGGGAAUCCGUGCAGCAAAUCCCACUAAUCCAACAAUGGGUACGACCCCUGAAGGAUCACUUCUGGCACCAGGUGGUAUCACAAGCAUUCCGGGCAUGCUGCCAAACCCAGUGGCACUUCCUCCUGUCGUGCAUCAGCCCCAUCAUCCACCACACAGUGCCACGCCCAAGAGGAAGAAACCAAAAUUGAAGCCGGAUCUCAAGCUGAAGUGCGGAGCUUGCGGAAAUGUGGGCCACAUGCGGACAAAUAAGGCCUGUCCCCUAUACCAGCCCUCUGCUCCAGCACCCCCUGUUAAUGUGGCCAUGACGGAGGAACAGGAGGAGGAGAUCGAAAAGCAGCUUAAUGCCGAUGAUGAGGACCUUGUCAACGUGGAUGGCACCAAAGUUAAACUGUCAGGAAAACUGCUUAAGCAUGCUGAAGAGAUGAAGCGCCGAACUUUAUUACUGAAAGUGCCAAAAGAUGCCGUCAAUUCAAGGAAGAAACGCCGUGCUGUUAACGAGAUGCACUGCGACUACUUGAAACGCCAGCAGCGACCAGCAAAUAGGCGACGCACAGAUCCAGUGGUAGAACUUUCAACUAUUCUAGAGUCCAUACUCAAUGAAAUGAGGGAUCUCCCAGAUGUUCAGCCUUUCUUGUUCCCUGUGAACGCCAAGGUACGGUCAAACUUUGCUGUUCCCGAUUAUCAUAAAAUAGUAACCCGUCCAAUGGAUCUUCAGAGCAUCAGAGAGAAUCUCAGGCAGAAGAAAUACCAAAGCCGGGAAGAAUUUCUUUCAGAUGUUAAUCAGAUAGUUGAAAACUCCACCUUGUACAAUGGUGCUAAGAGCUCAUUGACAGUGGCUGCCCAGAGAAUGUGGACACUAUGUGUGGAGAGGCUGGCAGACAAGGAGGAGCGUCUGAUGAGGCUCGAGAAGGCCAUCAACCCGUUGCUAGAUGAUAAUGAUCAGGUGGCCCUCUCUUUCAUACUUGACAAUGUUGUCAAUAACAAAUUGAAGGGAAUGUCAGAAUCAUGGCCGUUUGUGAAACCAGUGAACAAGAAGUUAGUCAAGGACUACUACAAUGUUGUCAAGUAUCCCAUGGAUCUGGAAACCAUUGCCAAGAAAGUUUCCUCACACAAGUAUCACAACCGCUAUGAGUUUCUGGCAGACAUUGAACGUAUACUGGAGAACUGUAUUCUGUAUAAUGGAAAGGACUCUACUUACACACAAAAGGCUGAGAAAAUGGUGAACGUCUGCCGCACAACAUUAGAAGAGUAUGGAGACCACCUGACACAGCUGGAGAGGAGUAUCUCGCUUGUACAGGAACGUGCUCUCGAACAAGCCGAGAUUGAUUCCAUUGGAACUUGGCUCGGAGGUGAAGAAGAGAAUUAUACCAUUGUGGAGACAGACCAUCUUCGAGAGGGGAGCCAGGCCAGUUCACCGGACAAUAUGUAUGGCAAGUCCCACCUCGAUGACUUUGACUUCGUGGAUGUAGAGGGAGACAUGGAGGCAGAGAUGGCACAGAGAACGUCUAGGCAGAGGAAGAAAGAUGUCUUGGCUGAAGAUUUGCAGUUCUCCAGUGAGGAGGAAGGGGAUGACAUAGCACUAUCUGAAGGUGACCCUGAUGCCUUGCCCGAUGAUGACAGUCAGCAGGCAGCUGAGGCUAUGGUUCAGUUGGGAAACAUUGGCUAUUACCCUCCAGCAUCAAGCGUCACAAAUGAACAAGAGGAAAGUAUGGAUGUGGAUCCGAACUAUGAUCCAUCGGACUUCCUGCUCCAUCAUGGGCUUCCUCAGCAAUGUGCCGCACAACUGUCGGGACAGGUGUCUGUUCACGACAAAAUACACGAUGACCUUGAAGUGAGCGAGUCUGAUGAUGAGAUGAGUGCAGCUGCUGCAAGCGUGAAUGAGUCCACAAAGCGAGAGGCAGAUGAGGAUGAUGAUGGUGGAGACCUCUGGUUCUGAGGCUGUCUUACUCUUUGUUAUUUUUUAUUUUAUCUUUGUCUUGUACAUAACAGAUUUAUGAUUAUUAUAUUUGGAAUAAAUAGUAGUAUAAUAAACAUACUAGCAAUUAAUCACAAUUAA